Messenger RNA from Ylistrum balloti, 3436 nucleotides. RefSeq names its product cytochrome P450 4V2-like. The transcript is spliced from 13 exons. The record is from RefSeq and is a predicted model, not a curated record. Bases 104 to 1648 code for a protein of 514 amino acids. Gene Ontology annotation, molecular function: heme binding; monooxygenase activity; oxidoreductase activity, acting on paired donors, with incorporation or reduction of molecular oxygen. NCBI's taxonomy places the organism in Eukaryota, Metazoa, Mollusca, Bivalvia, Pectinida, Pectinidae.
UCAUAAUUUGAUCAGGAGGGCCGUUCUUACUUGGAUGUCAGAAUGUCUUUCCUUAUCAUGUGACUAGUCACGUGAUCUGAUAAAGAUUAACCUCGUGGACAAAAUGGCGGACGUGUUGUUGGUGGCCGCAGCUACAUUAGCGGUGGUGGUAUUUAGUUUGCUCUGGUAUCAACAGAAGAAGAAGACACUUUCCGAUUUCUACACAAUCCCAGGACCACCGACAUUGCCCUUUCUGGGAAACGCUCAUCAGCUUAGCACCGAUGCAAAGAAGUUUUAUACCCAACUGCUUGAGUAUAGUGCUGAAUGGGCAAAUACUGGAAUAUUCAAGAUAUUGCUUGGAAAUAAACCAAUCAUAGCAGUUUAUAGAGCCGAGUACAUUGAGGUCCUCCUCAACAGCAGUAAGCACAUGGACAAGUCUGAUGAAUACAGAUUCCUCCAUCCCUGGCUUGGUACAGGACUACUGACAAGCACUGGAGACAAAUGGAAAAUUCGGAGGAAGAUGUUGACCCCUACUUUCCAUUUCAAGAUUCUCCAUGACUUUAUUGGUGUGUUCAAUGAUCAGUCCAAUGUGAUGGUGAAGAAACUACAAAAGGUCGCUGAUAAAGGACCCUUCGAUGUCUUUCCCUACAUCACCCUGUGUGCUCUUGAUAUCAUUUGUGAGACUGCCAUGGGAAGACAUGUGAAUGCCCAGGGGAACAGCGACUCUGAUUAUGUUCGAGCCAUCAACAAGAUCACAGUCUUGAUACUGCUGCGAAUGCGUCGCCCAUGGUACUGGCCUAACAUUCUCUUCAAUCUACUGGGGCCAGGCAGAGAACAUGACAAGUGUCUGAAGACUCUCCACUCCUUCACAUCAAAGGUGAUCAUAGAGCGUAGCGAUGAGUUUAGACAGAAGAGGUCAGAGGAGACAACUAUGGAAGAAAUAAUGAAAAGUCGUGGAGAUGAUGACACCAUAUACUUGGAGAAGGGUAAGCGUCUAGCCUUCCUGGACAUGCUGUUGUGUGCCUCAGCUGAUGGUCAUCACCUUUCAUUUGAGGACAUCCGAGAGGAAGUGGACACAUUCAUGUUUGAGGGUCAUGAUACAACAGCCGCAGCCAUUACCUGGUGUACACACCUGAUCGGGGAACACCCACACGUCCAGGAUAAGUUACAUGAGGAAAUGGACAGCAUCUUUGGAGACAGUGACCGACCAGCCACCAUGAAGGACCUGAAGGACAUGAAGUACUUGGAAUGUACAAUUAAGGAAGCUCUACGACUUUACCCUUCAGUACCUUUCUUUGGAAGGAGUGUUACAGAGGACGUCACCAUAGGAAACCAGUACAAACUGAAGAAGGGCACUACUGCUGUAAUUGUCCCUGUUGCACUUCAUCUGGAUGAGCGCUACUUUCCUGAUCCAAACAAAUUUGACCCACACCGUUUCAUGCCGCAAAAUUCAACUCGUCAUCCAUUCAGCUAUGUCCCCUUCUCAGCUGGACCCCGCAACUGCAUUGGCCAGAGAUUUGCGCUGAUGGAAGAAAAGGUGAUGAUCUCGUCCAUACUGAGGAAUUUUCACAUCAUUGCUACACAGAAGAGAGAGGACCUCAGUCCGGUCGGUGAACUUAUCCUGCGACCAGAAUUUGGAGUGGAUAUCAAGUUAAAGAAUAGAAAGUAGAAUCAAGCAGACAAAUAUGGUUUCUUUUAAUUAGAUCCAGAAAACAGAUAAGCUGUUUUAACACUGCUAGUAAUAGAGAUAGUGAUAUGUUAAUUUGGAUACUAUUUUAGAGAUCAUGAUAUUGCUGUCUACAAGGAACAGUUGUUGUAGCUGUUAUUUUCACCAUGUACCCAGUGUAACGAGAAUUCGUCCUGAUUGAGAAUAUUUGGAUAUCAAUUAUUAUUAAAAGUAUUUCCAACAUUAAUCAAAGCAAAAUAGAAUAAGUCUUUAUUUUAGUGAAGGACUAUAUAUCAAGGAAUGAUUCAUCAUGUGAAGCAUAUGUCCAUACAUUAAUUUGUCAUAGUAUUGAAACAUUAGUCAUUUGACAGCAAAAAUUGUUCCUAAAGAGCUUCAUCUAAACUGAAGAUGACUUACAUUACCAAAUGAUGCCACAGCGUUCUUUUAUUGUUAUCAAAGAGGUAAUAGGUAGAUAUUUAUGUAUUCCAAAUGUGUAGAGAAGACAGUUAAAUCAAGAACAAGACUCUUGGAUUUUAAACAUGUUGUCUUUACUCUCAAAACAAUGAGAAAUUAAGAAAGAAACUGAUUAUGUGAGAUGUGAAAUCUUAAUACCAUUUCUUUGAUAAAUUAGGACAAACAAUACAAAAUUUGAGAUUUGCCUUAGUCUUGCCUAGCUGUAGCAAAAACUUAGGCAUUCAUAACAUUGAAUAUUAUUAUUAGUAUUAUUAGUAUUAGAGUAGAAGUUUGUACUUGAAGUUAUAAAUAUUUUAAAAUUGUGUAUCUAGUGCCGGAUGAGAAUGAUAUUGGUGAAUUUCUAUUUUAUACAAAUUCAAGGUCAUGACAACCAGAGUGAAGUGAAAUCCUCUUUGAUAUACUCAAUGUAUAAUUUAUCAAAAUUGAAUAAAAUAUUGGAUUGUUAAUACCUAAAUACUUUUUAUAUGAGAUCAUAUGCAAUGCAAUCUAUAAUAACUCCCACUAAAGAUAUGGUAAGUAGGGGGUGUUCCCGGAACGCCUACAUGUCCAUGACAAUAGGUAGAAACAUCAAAGGGAGGGUAAUUAUAAUCUGUUUCAUAUAGGUACUGCAUUUACCUGAGAUAUUUUACCUGUGGAUCUACCUGUAAUUUUUAGAUAUUACAGAUGUAUCAUUAUAAAUCAACAAUUAAUUAUUGAUAUUUUGUCUCUUAAUACUUCAGUAUUGCAGACAGAAAGUACAUGUAUACAUGCACAUGUCCUUCUAAAAAUUGAAUCAACUUCUUUCUCUGUCAUAUUGAUAAAUAAUAAAUCUACGCAUAGUCAUUUACAUAAUCAUUUACCUUUCUCUGCGAGAAGACCCAAUUCUGUAUAAAUGACCGUUACAUGCUAAGUUGUUAUCCCCUUUUCUAUUCUGGAUGAACUUAAAAUCUAACUGAGCAUUAGCCAUGAUUGAUUUCUAACAAUGUCAGUUAAGUGUCAGAACCUUUUAAUGAAUGAUGGAAUUGGGGAUUAAUUUUGAAUCUUAUAUAGAUAAAUAUAUAUUUUUUUAUCAAUAUAGAUAAAUAUAUAGCUUGGAUAAUCACCUCAAGGUGUCACAUCAGAUGUAGCUUGGUCAACGUUAGCACAGUAUUAAUAGAGUUUAUCAUGGUUUAACAGAUUGAACUAAGACAAGUAAACAGUUUUCAUAUUAAAACAUUUCACUGGAAAAAUAUCAUCUGAACCCAAAAAUAUUAUAAUCAAAAAUUAUAUAGUGGAAAUGAUAUCACAAUAGUUUAUAUUAUUUUGGAAUAUACAACAAAAAUAAUAUAACGUCAUUAA